This is a messenger RNA of Cetraspora pellucida, 534 nucleotides long. Lineage: Eukaryota; Fungi; Glomeromycota; Glomeromycetes; Diversisporales; Gigasporaceae. The record is from the annotation of a GenBank genome assembly.
CUUUACCUCAUUUUGGAUCAAAUCCUUAAUAAAUAUUACCUAUCAGCUAAAUUAAACCCACUUCAAUUACAUGCUCAUACUGAUGAGCUUAGAGCUCUGGUUCUAAACAAUAAAAAGAAAAGGCUUACUAUCAAGAAAAGAGCUCAAUAUUGUGCAAAAACUAAAGAUAUAUGGGAUAUUUGGUUAUAUGCUUUAGACUUAGCUGUGCCAAAAAAUAAUACAGAUAAAGCAAUUGUGGCAGCCAGUUCUCAUGUUUUACAAUUUUGUAGAGAGUUAGCAGAAGCUAAAUAUUACAGCCAAAAAUUAAGAAAAAUUAGAGAUAAACAUGCUUCUAGAGUUCAUAGUAAUCAAAAUCCAACUUCACAACAUCUUGAAUUCCUUAGCAGAGUUGCAAUGAGGUAUAAGAUGGAACAUUAUAAUUCUGAAAUAUAUUAUACUGAGGAUGAUACUUCCGAUUCUAACCUUGACACAGAUUCAGAACCUAAACCUGAAGCUCUAGCUCCUACACCCAAGGCAAUUAAUAAGAACAAGUGA